Messenger RNA from Urocitellus parryii (Arctic ground squirrel), 351 nucleotides. RefSeq names its product interferon-induced transmembrane protein 2-like. Lineage: Eukaryota; Metazoa; Chordata; Mammalia; Rodentia; Sciuridae. Gene Ontology annotation, cellular component: plasma membrane. Gene Ontology annotation, biological process: defense response to virus; response to interferon-alpha; type I interferon-mediated signaling pathway. The record is from RefSeq and is a predicted model, not a curated record.
ACAUCAGACUUCUCAAUGCAGAACAAGGUGCACCAGGAGCCAGGCUUGUCUCCCCAGAUGUCCACUGUGAUCUCUAUUAGCCGGGAGGACAUCACACCUGACUAUGUCACCUGGUCCCUGUUCAACACGCUCUUCAUGAACUUCUGCUGCCUGGGCUUCAUCGCGUUCGCCUACUCCGUGAAGUCUAGGGACAGGAAGAUGGUGGGUGACAUAACUGGGGCCCAGGCCUUCGCCUCCACUGCCAAGUGCCUGAACAUCUGGGCCCUGAUCUUCAUCAUCAUUCUGACCAUCAUCUCCAUGAUUCUUUACUUAAAAAGACUGUAAGGGUUAAGUGCUGUAAGGGUUAAAACA